AGAGGGGCUGCGAGCGGACGAGGAGAGCAGGAUAAAUCAAAUUAUGGAAGAAAACAAUAAUGGCACCCCCUUAGCUGAUGAACAAAGUACAGAUCCAUUUGUGGAAACAGAGAGCGUGACUGAGAAGGAAACUAAGGAAGAUGAGGAAGAAAGUAACAAAAAGGGUACACCAGAUACUUCCAACAUGUACAGGUAUAUUAAAGAUGACCUGUUUACUUCGGAGAUUUAUAAAGUAGAAAUUCAGAACCUUCCAAAAUACAUUGGUUUUAAUGAAGUGAAGAAAUUUCUCGCUAAGUAUGGUCUUCACCCUCACAAGAUAAAACUGUUGGGGAAACAGACUUUUGCUUUCGUCACCUUUAAGAGUGAGGAGGAACGAGACAAAGCCAUGAAGGUCCUUCACGGAGUCUUGUGGAAGAACCGAAACUUAAGCGUCAGACUUGCAAAGCCUAAGGCUGAUCCCAUCAUGAAGAAGAGAAGAAGGGAGGAGGAAGAGGAAGGGGAGGGGGUCAAAGAGCAGAAGGCAGCGAAGUGCCCAUCCUUGACAAAAGAUGGCAGAGAGGAGCCUCUUAGUAAACAGAUAGCAGAUGUGGUGACUCCUUUGUGGAAUGUACCAUAUGAGGCACAGCUGGCAAAGAAGAAGCAAGAAUGUGAGCAAGUGCUGCUGAAAUUGACACGGGAAAUCGGAAACAACAACAGAGCUCUGCUCCCCUGGCUUUUCGUGCAGAAGGAGAAGUACAAUGGCCUGUGUUGCUGUCUGGAAGGGGUGAAAGCAUCACCGUCACAGACCGAAUAUCGCAACAAGUGUGAAUUUUUGAUUGGCAUAGGCCCCAACCAGGAAGAUAAAAGUGUGGGCUUCCGCCUCAGCAAAUACAAAAGCGGGACAUGCGCAGUCGUGGAGCCCUUUGAGACCGUUCACAUUCCUGCGGUUGCCAAAAAGGUAGUGAAGGCCUUUCAGGAUUACAUCAGGUCCACCCCUUACAGCGUUUACAGCCCAGAAACCUACAAUGGGCACUGGAAACAGCUAACUGUUCGCACCAGCCGGAAUGCUCACAUCAUGGCUAUUGCUUAUUUCAAUCCUCAGAAACUAAAUAAAGAAGAGCUGACUGAACUACAAAGCUCUUUGGCAAAGUACUUCACAGAAGGCGUUGGCAAAGAUAGCGGAAUCACCUCUCUGUAUUUUGUGGAGGAAGGGCAGAGAAAAUCUCCUAAUUGUGAAGAUUUGGCCUUAGAGCACAUUGCUGGCGACAAGUACAUAUAUGAAGAACUUCUCGGGCUCAAGUUCCGGAUUUCUCCUCAUGCCUUUUUCCAAGUAAAUACAGCAGCUGCUGAGGUUCUCUACUCUACUAUUGAAGACUGGGCCCAGGUCAGCCAGGAUACUACAGUGCUCGACAUCUGCUGUGGAACAGGAUCGAUUGGCAUUUCCCUCGCCAAGAAAGUGAAGAAGGUGAUUGGGAUCGAGCUUUGCCAAGAAGCUGUGGAAGACGCCAGGGCGAACGCUCUGCUUAAUGAACUGAAUAAUGUUGAAUUCCACAGGGGAAAGGCGGAAGAGCUUGUUCCUUACCUGGUCAACUCCUUAGUGCUACAAGACUCUGUUACAAUCGUGGAUCCACCACGAGCUGGGCUGCAUUCCAAAGUAAUUCUCGCAAUCCGAAAAGCCGAACACUUAAAAAAGCUCAUCUAUGUGUCCUGCAAUCCUCGAGCUGCCAUGAACAACUUUGUGGACCUUUGUCGAGCUCCCUCAAACCGUGUCAAGGGAAGCCCUUUCCGUCCGGUCAGAGCAACGGCCGUGGACCUCUUCCCUCAAACGAUGCACUGUGAACUGCUACUCUACUUUGAACGAAUAGAACAUUCUAGCGAUAAACCUUCUGAGGCAUCAGUAGAUUCUGCUGACAUUCCAGCUAUCAAACUAAGAGAAGCUUCCAUGGAAGAGGAUGAUACUGACUUAACCGAAAAGAACGCAGCAAAAGAAUCUUCCAGCUAAUGAUGGUAAAGAGGCGUGCUCGUUUGCAUGAU
Euleptes europaea (tarantolino) is the source of this 2013-nucleotide messenger RNA. RefSeq names its product tRNA methyltransferase 2 homolog A (gene TRMT2A). NCBI's taxonomy places the organism in Eukaryota, Metazoa, Chordata, Lepidosauria, Squamata, Sphaerodactylidae. Gene Ontology annotation, biological process: RNA processing. The record is from RefSeq and is a predicted model, not a curated record. Gene Ontology annotation, molecular function: RNA methyltransferase activity; RNA binding. Bases 44 to 1981 code for a protein of 645 amino acids. The transcript is spliced from 12 exons.